AUUUCAUAUUGUAUUCAUUAAAUAAAAAAUUCUUAUCAACUUUUUCCUUGUUGAUCAUGGCUGACUCAAAUUUUGUUGAUAGGGAGAAGCAAAAGCAAGCAGAUAAUGAUAUCAAGGACAUGAUCUCUUCUCUGACAAAACGCCUAGCCGGCCUCCAACGCGUGCACAAGGCAGCAGGAGACUCAGGCCAGAAUCUUCAAGCUGGUGAUGAUGAAGAUGAUCAUGGCACCAGAAUCAUCACUCUAGCUGGAACCAAUGUGGGAGCCAGCAUGCGCGGUGAGAUGGAUGAGAAAGCUGGCCUCGACGGUGUUUCACCAGGGGAACAUGAGCCCUUAAAAACAUAUGUGAACAGCAAUUUCCAGUCCAUCAACAAUUCCAUCAUGAUGGGUGGUAGUUAUUGUACUAAUGACCCUGGUGUUCAUUUGGACAUCUCUGAUUAUGUGGAUGAACAAGUUCCAACACCACAAGGACAUAAAAACAAGAAAGGCAAGAAAAGUAAGCAUCACAAUGAACAGUCAGAAUAGGCUUAUGCCAUAAUCAAGAAAUGUUCAAUGAUCAAGAAGCUGCUAUAAAAUUUCAAACUAAUACUCUCUCCAUAUGAAUAAACACCAUAGCUUAGUUGAGUUCUGUGUGUUUCCUUCUUUUUUUCAAGGUCUCGUCUCUUGGCAUGGAAUUCCUGACAAGAACAGUCGCGAUUACAGCCAUUCGACUAGAGACCCAGUAUUGAUGCUUAUCCUUAUAUAUCAGAAAGGCAAUUGAACAUUUGUAUUAUUUUUAAUGAUCAUAACAUCUUAUUAGAUCUUUCUGCUAUUUCUA
This is a messenger RNA of Solanum dulcamara, 816 nucleotides long. RefSeq lists its product as uncharacterized. Lineage: Eukaryota; Viridiplantae; Streptophyta; Magnoliopsida; Solanales; Solanaceae. The transcript has a single exon. The record is from RefSeq and is a predicted model, not a curated record. The coding region runs from base 57 to 524 and encodes 155 amino acids.